This is a messenger RNA of Clunio marinus, 183 nucleotides long. The record is from the annotation of a GenBank genome assembly. Lineage: Eukaryota; Metazoa; Arthropoda; Insecta; Diptera; Chironomidae.
AUGAACGGUGAAGUUGAAGUGAUUAAAAGUGAAAUUCGAAGAUUUUUCAAAAAAUUAAAGAUUCAAAGCGACUGGGAUUGGAUGACUGUCAGUCAUUUUUGCCGUACUGUGCCUGUCACUGGAGUGAUAAGUAUUAAUAACAAUCACCAACACUUUUUCCAAAGUUUUAAUCUUAAUGUUUGA